Danaus chrysippus (African queen) is the source of this 1020-nucleotide messenger RNA. NCBI's taxonomy places the organism in Eukaryota, Metazoa, Arthropoda, Insecta, Lepidoptera, Nymphalidae. The record is from the annotation of a GenBank genome assembly.
AUGAGAUUUGACGAACUGCCUCCUAUAUUUGUCGGUACUAUUAUUCGACAAUUAAAUUUACUCAAAUUUAUCGGAAUAGACGUUUUUGACGAAAGUAAUUGUAAUUUCAUAAAACGAAACGUUCGAGUAAUGUUCCUUGGCAGUAAUCUUAUAACAACGGUAAUUGGUCAAGUCCUUUAUGUUUUAAAGGCUAAGAAGAUCGGUGCCAACUUCUUGGACGUAGUUAACGCCAUUCCAACAGUUUUGAUAGCCAUUCAAGUAUGCUUGAAAUUGAUAGUUCUAACCGUUAAGAAAAAUCAGCUUCGAGAUAUAAUUUUGGAUAUAGGAAAAGAGUGGCCCGAUGUUGUCAACGAGGAGAAAAGUAAGGUCGUACUUACGUGGACCAAACGCUUGAAAAUCUUUGAUAACGGUGUUGUAUCCCAUCUUUGUAUCUACGUCGCUUGUGACUUAGUCCUGGUAAAUCUGAUCUUUGACUUAAGCACUCUGCUGUGUUUAGUCCACAUAGACCUUAAAAAUUUGGGACCACCAUCUCAUGGACAAAUUAUAGAAGAUGACUGUGAUGAUAUGAAAAAAAUUGCCAGAAAACAUCAGACUUUGUUACGGUUAACGGAGAGAUUAAAUGAUAUUUUUGGACCAGUUAUAUUUAUCCAAUUAUCGUUUUCAUCAAUCGUCAUUUGCUGCUAUGGCUUUUUGGCAAUUAUUGCUAAUGGAAUGUUCUUGAAGAAUAUGGCAGCUUCACUUGGUAUUGUGUUUGCUAUAUUUGUGUUAGCUUGGCCUGGACAAAAGCUAAUUGACAUGAGUUCUGGUGUCGCAGAAGCAGCUUACCAAAGUGCUUGGUAUGAAAGGAACAACAAAUUCAGAAAAUAUAUUUCAAUUGUGAUUGUAAGAUCUAGAAAGUCGUGUAAACUAUCUGCUUUAGGAUUUUCUGAUCUUACGCUCGAAAUGUUUUCAAAGGUUAUAAGUACAUCUUGGUCAUACUUGUCGCUGUUGAAUCAGAUGUACAAAGAUUUUGAUCCUUAA